GCACGAGCGUUUGUGCGUGAGUGAAGUCCUCGCCUGAGCCAGCAUGACCGGCAGGGUGCUUGACCGCAACUGCAACCUCAUCCUGAAGGUUGUGGACGAGCGCAUGUGGGAUCUGUUCAGGAGCCACUGGCAGCACACGCUCACCUACUGGAGUGGGUUCUUCAGCUUUGGCCUGUGCCUGGCCCUGCUGGGCCCUACCGUGCUGGACCUGCGCUGCCAGACCCAGGCCACCCUGCAGGGCAUCACCCUGGUCUUCUUCGCCCAGCAGUUCUGUCUCUUCGUGGGCAGCACUGUUGGUGGCUUCUUCAGCAAGUCGUUUGCUUGCUCGUUGUCAUCUCUUGCCGUGUCCACAUUCGUCAUCUCCGUGGUGUUCGCCUUCAUCCCCAUUUGCAGGAAUUUGCCGAUGCUUGCCAUCGCCAUGGCUAUAACGGGACUCGCCAUGGGCGUCAUCGAUACCAUUUCCAACCUGCAGUUGGUGAAGAUCUACCAGAAAGACUCCACUGUCUUUCUUCAGGUUCUCCACUUCUUUGUAGGUCUCGGGGCACUGUUGAGUCCCCUCAUCGCCGACCCUUUUCUUUCUGACACCGACUGCGUGUUAGGAAACGGCACCAGCAAUUCCACAUCAAUGAUGAGACACAUGAGGAACAAACUAGCCGGCAGACACGUGUACAAUGUGUCUCACUUCGAGUUCCACACUGAGGGUGAAGUGGUCACCAACGUCUCCUAUGCCUUCUGGAUCAUGGCGCUCAUCAAUCUGCCUGUGCCCAUCGCUGUGUUAGUCCUGAUGUAUCGGGAGCGGGUGGUGACAUGCUGUUCCGAACACAGCCCCCGUCUCCUGGAUGGGGACGUGCACAUGCGCACAAUCAAGAUGCCGAGAGGGUCUGAGCAGUUGGACGUGACCUCACAGGAGCAUCCUGAAUCCACAGGCCACAGAAACAUGAGGAACUGCUGUCAGCUCAACAGACUGAAUGAACUUCCCUUGUCCUUCUUUGGGCUCCAUAUUUUUGGAGGGAUGGUGCUUUUCUUUUCAGAUGGCAUAGUGGGGUCAUACACAGGCUUUGUUUACACGUAUGCUGUGGCUCCACCAAUGAAUCUGCCACACAAGACGGCCGGAUACCUGACCAGCGUUUUCUGGGCGUCCAUCACGGUGGGGCGUCUGGCCUCUAUACCCCUGUCUUACCGUAUUAAACCUGUUCGCCUGCUCAUGUUCAACCAGGUUGGUGUGAUAGUCACCCUGUUCCUUCUGCUCAUCCUCUACAUGAGCAGUGUGUUCCUGUUCAUCGGCACCUGCUUUCUGGGUCUCUUUAUCAGCAGUAUCUACCCCUGCAUGCUGGCUUUCACCGAAGACAUCCUGGACUACAAAGGUUGCGCCACUACGGUACUCGUGACCUGUGCUGGGAUGGGGGAGAUGCUUCUGCAGCUGCUCGUAGGAUCGGUCAUCAAUUCAUACGGCAGCUAUAGCUUCUUGCUGUGUGGCAUGAUCUUCGGCUGUAUGGGCUUCACGAUCUUUCUGGUGCUGCUCUUAGUGCAGCACGUACACAAAAAUGACAGGACAGCAGCCACCAAUACAGCCUCUCUAGCUGAGAAGCCGGAAGCUAACGGGGUCAGUCACUAAUGGCAACACGGUGUUGAAGAUGGACCAAAGGAAGCAAAAUCAAACAAACCUUGGCGGCUGUGGUCGGAGACGACGCGGAGUGAGGAGGAAAGCAGGUGGGACUGUGAUUGGAGUCGCUUGUUGGAGGGACCUGCGAGGAGACGGUGCUCAAAGCCAAAGAUAUCAAAAUGACCAAAUGCCAGGAAAUCAUACAGCACUGUGGAAAAGUCAGAGCUCCCUUUUAUUUAUUAAAUCGCCAGUCAAAAUGGUCAAGAAGCACAAGGCUGGGGUAUUUUUCAAAGUUCAGUCUCGGAAGUUGGUUGCAUUUUCUAUGCAUCAUGACCCAAGUAACCCAAACACAGUGAUGUUGAGGUCUGGACUCUGAGGUGGCCAGUCCAUUGUUCCGAGAACAUCAGCAGCUUAUUUACUUGAUUUGCACGUUGUUGUCUUCUCCCAGUGGAAGGAUGGACAGAAACACCUGUGGAUGUUUUCAGAUCUGAAGCAUCUUGAUCUUCUCCUCUCUCUCAGAGAUCAAAGCUUUAAGGACCUGUAGGUCUUGCAUGGUUGUUCAGAGUCCCACUUUCUAUUCUUCCAUGUUUUAAUAAUUUUUCGAACUUCAGUUUUGGAAGAUUCCUGUUACUUUACUUUGACCUUCCCUUUCCUUAUGCAAGAGGAUCUAGUUCUGUGUAAUAUCCUCAGAAAUAUCACCUAGAAAACGAAUAAUGAACUUAAUGGCCAUUUUGACCGGGAAUUAAAUAAACGAAGAAGGGGUGGUCUCCGGCUUUUGCACAGUGCUCUGCAUACGAAGAGAUCAAAAAUAAUUCCACACUGAUUGUGCAUAAAGGAGCUAAACAUGAGCUCGAGUCUGCCUGGAGUUUUUACAUCCACAUUCUGCCACUGAUGGUGAUGGUGAUGGUAAGUGAGGUCAGAACACAGCGAGUGUGUAUUUCAGCCUGCAUGAUCACCUUCGUCUGUUUGGACAGCGGAUUCAUUCACUCAAAGCACAAAACACUGCCAUGUUAAUCCUGUGUUCCAUACACGAGCUGGGCUGGCCAGGACCUGCUCUGAGUGAACUUACCUGCACUCAGUAUAUCCGCACUCAAAUAACGUCGCGGUUAACGCUGCUCAUCUGUACGAAGCUCUAAAUGAUCAUUAAAAGGAGUUUAAAUUGAAAAA
Pygocentrus nattereri (red-bellied piranha) is the source of this 2770-nucleotide messenger RNA. RefSeq names its product major facilitator superfamily domain containing 4Aa (gene slc60a1a). The record is from RefSeq and is a predicted model, not a curated record. Gene Ontology annotation, biological process: transmembrane transport. Bases 44 to 1615 code for a protein of 523 amino acids. NCBI's taxonomy places the organism in Eukaryota, Metazoa, Chordata, Actinopteri, Characiformes, Serrasalmidae. The transcript has 10 exons.